AUGUCUGAUACAUUCCAACAAACUAACAUUAGUAAUCAAACGACAAAUAAUGAAAACAAAAAGGACGAGGUAAUAAAGUUUAAUUACCAACAUAGUGGAAGGGGAUCGUCAUCAGAUAUAACAGAAAACAAGAUUGUGGUAUUGGACUACAUGACUGCAGGUAGGCAAAUUAAUCUGAAUCUUAAUAAUUCAUUUGAUAAUUUAAAGAAUGAAACAAUAGUUUUGUACAAAUUGAAUAUUUCUUAUGAAGAUAUUGUUAAAACGUUUAAAGAAAAGCUUUUGUCGAAAACUGUAGACGAUAAAUACAUCAUAAGCGAUAAAGACGCUAUUAAUUUGGAUAAAAUGAUAGGAUUGGCGUGUAUUGCUAUGAGUGAAUCUGAAAAAAAUAACAAAGAAUUAAGGACCAGAAACACAAUUUUACAGAAUAAAUAUGAAAAUUAUAACUGUGUAGUUAAAGAAUGCAAUAGGCUAAAAUCUGAAAUGGAUAAAAUAAUAACUCAUCUUUGUUUAGCAUUAGGUCGUAGAUUCAAUGACAAGGAAGAUAUUAUGCAUUUGAUCAAUAUUUGCGCUGCGUUAGUUGCGCGUGAAAAUGAAUAUCAUUACAUAUUAACGGAAAGCGAAAAGUUGAAAAAUAUUUUUUAUAAACAACUAAUGAACAUACGCGUGAAAACGUUAAAUAAUUAUGAUGAAAUACUUAACAGUGUAGAUAAAUUAAAAGAAGAACUGCAUAUUAAAGAUCUAAAAAUAUCACAGUUGAAAGACGAGAUAUAUUCAAUGAACGAAGAAAAAAAUAUACAAUUACAUUUAUUACGUGAAAAUUUGUCAGAGUUUCCUAAAGAAUUAAUUGAUGAAAACUACGAUGGCACAUUUGAUAAUCUGCAAAAUAAUAACGAAUUGUACGAAGGCAAAAUGUUGAUCACCGAACAAAUCAACCAAAUCCAAGGAUCUAGUGACUUAAAAUCCGAAAAUCAUCAAUUGAAUGACUUAAUCAAUAUGCUUGUGAGAUUAACAGCCGAUAAAGAAGAACAUUUAAAAACAAUAAAUAGACGUUUAAUAAGAAAUUUUGAAGACAAAAAUCAACAACUAACAAAAGAAAUUGACGAUCACAAACAAUGGCAAAAACAUUUGGAAAACGAGAACGAAAAACUAAAUCAUGAAAUCGAAGACUUAAGACAUGUCCAUAAAAUGUUAAUUGGAAAAGAAAACGAACAUAAAACCCUCAAAGAAGAUUAUUCGAAAAUGCAAUUAAUGUACGACAAGCUAAAUAAAGAUGCCACACACUUAUUAACGUUGCUCGACGACUACCGACAACGAUUGACUAACAGGGAAAUUAAAUGUCUCGAUGGCAAUAACCUAAUUAAAACGCUUCAAUCAAAUUUAUUAGAGCAGACGAAUAAAUACGAAUUUGCAAAUGCAAUGUACAACAAAGAAAAAGAAAAAUGUCAGAGAAACGAAACUUACACACAACAAAUGAUUGACGAUUUUACUAGCCAGCUCCACGAAAAAGACAUCAACAUUGCAUUGGUACGAAAUGAAUGUAAUGGUUUGAAACAUCAAAUUGAAUCAUCAGAAGCUGAUGUCGAAAAUUUAAAACACAAGACAAUUACCUUAGAGUAUAUGUUGACCGAGAAAAAUAAUACCAUACAAAACAUGUUAAAAGCCCAAAAAAAACAGCAGCACAGAGCAACUUCACGGUCGUCUUUAUUGUUAUCCGAUAAUCAAUUGCACAUUCACAGCCAAUUGGAGCAGCAAAUGGACAUACUCUUAGACAAUAUAUGUAACUGGCAAAAUAUAAUAGUCGGUUACGAAAAAGUAUUGUACAACAUGCAAAACGUCGUCCAGCAACAGUCCAAGAAAAGAAACUAUUUGACAUCCAAAUACCAAUAUCUUAAAGACAUUGAAUACAAAGCAACGUUGACAGAACAUUUAACCAAAGAAAAAGAAGUUAUUCUAUCCCAACACCAAAAUGAGAUGGACGAUGUAAAAGAGAAAUACAAUUCUAAGAUCGCACACAUGUCAGACACAGAGAAUGAACUAAGAAAUGAAAUUCGAGACUUAAAGGCAAGUUUAAAAUUGAAAAGUGCACACAUAAUGAUAGCCGAACAACUAGCAAGCACACAAUUAAAAGAAUCUCUUACCACUAUUCAACAGUUAACCGAAAUCUCUAAUAAUCAAUCAUUGCAAUUAAUGAACAUACAAAAUAGAACACCCAAAAAGUGCUGCGAUACGCAUUUAAUGAAUACCACUAACAAACGAUUCCAGCAAAUGGAGGGUUUGGUUGAUUAUAUGCUGAAACUGAAAUCAGAGAAUAAAUUGAUGAAAAAACUUUGUGAAAUUCGCAAUGAAAAAUUGCGAUUAUUUGAUAACUGUCACUGCAUAUGUACAAGGACGACAACAAUAAUGAGAAUGAAAUAAUUAUUACUUUUGAACUGCUUUAUAUUACUAUUUAAAUUACUUUAAACCAUUAAGUGGAAUAUUAUUCAACUUCAAUUAAUUAAUUUUGUGAUUUUCUGUUUUA
This is a messenger RNA of Rhopalosiphum padi (bird cherry-oat aphid), 2518 nucleotides long. Its product is annotated as girdin homolog. The coding region runs from base 1 to 2415 and encodes 804 amino acids. NCBI's taxonomy places the organism in Eukaryota, Metazoa, Arthropoda, Insecta, Hemiptera, Aphididae. The transcript has 5 exons. The record is from RefSeq and is a predicted model, not a curated record.